This is a messenger RNA of Glarea lozoyensis ATCC 20868, 912 nucleotides long. RefSeq lists its product as uncharacterized. The transcript has 3 exons. The record is from RefSeq and is a predicted model, not a curated record. Bases 1 to 912 code for a protein of 303 amino acids. NCBI's taxonomy places the organism in Eukaryota, Fungi, Ascomycota, Leotiomycetes, Helotiales, Helotiaceae.
AUGUUCGUCGCGAGAUUUGCUGUCUUAGCAGGCACUGCCGUUGCCCUCACGGACAUCGAGCAUAAGCCAUUCAUGCGGAAAAAUAUCGAUCCAAUUGUCUCUCCAGGACGAUAUGUUUCUCACAUGCACUCAUUUUAUGGUUCCGAUAUCAUCACCAAAGACCUGCCAACCACGGCAGAACUGCAGAAAGGAUGUCCCUCUGGCGAGAACCCAAAUGAUCUAUCCAUUUAUUGGGCACCAACACUUUACUACGUAAAAGGAGAUACAUACACAGAAAUAUACCCAGCAACCUUCAAAACUUAUUACGAGAAUAUCGACCGAGCCGAGAUUCCUUUCCCUCCCAAUCUCAGCAUGGUGGCUGGUAAUGCCUCCGCAAAGUCACAAUCUGAUAUAAACGAGAAUAUCAGUGCCAUUACCUGGUGGUGCGAUGCUGGACCUGAAGAUCGAACCACCCGGCCUCGUGCCGCAUUUCCACGAGUGACUUGCACAGCACAUAUGCAAGCGAUCCUGAGAUUCCCAGAUUGCGUGAAUCCAAGUGAUGUGAAGAAGUAUGCGUAUGCGGCUGCUAAUGGUGGAAAGUGUCCGAGUGGGAUGAAGAGGAUGCCGAGCUUGCGAUUCAGUAUUAGAUAUGAUACCAAGAAGGCCAUACCAGGAGGCUGGACCGGUAUUCCGCCAUUCAAGUUGGCUUGUGGUGCGAUUGGCGAUGGUUAUUGCUUGCACGGUGAUUUCAUUAAUGGCUGGUACGAAGAUGCCGCUCUUAACAUGCUCAAGGCCAAGGGACAGACUUUUAUGCGUAUUGAUGGUGCGCAUGGAAAUGGAAAGCAGUACAGCACCUGUAAAGCCAAGGAUCGUGAUCCAUCCAAUGGAACGAGCGAUUAUCACAAGAGCGUUGAGAUGAUGGGUAUGAGUUAA